This is a messenger RNA of Aspergillus steynii IBT 23096, 1439 nucleotides long. RefSeq lists its product as uncharacterized. The record is from RefSeq and is a predicted model, not a curated record. Gene Ontology annotation, molecular function: Y-form DNA binding; crossed form four-way junction DNA binding; flap-structured DNA binding. The transcript is spliced from 3 exons. Gene Ontology annotation, cellular component: mitochondrion. The coding region runs from base 192 to 1439 and encodes 415 amino acids. NCBI's taxonomy places the organism in Eukaryota, Fungi, Ascomycota, Eurotiomycetes, Eurotiales, Aspergillaceae.
CAGUUAGUAAUCCAGUCUGUUUGCGGUGUUUGCUCCGUUUGUCCGGUUUGAUAGGUGGUCUGUGCAUGCCAAGCUCCUCCGGCGCGCAGCUAGGCCCGAUGCGGCUAGCCCCUCCCGUGCCGUUCAUUCUGUUUAUACUUCCAUCGUCGUCUUCUGCCCCGAACCUCCCUCCAGCGUCCCCUUAACCCGUCAUGCGUCUGUCCCGAUGCUUGCUGGCGGAGCUGCGAUCCCGACCCAAACCUUCAUGCAGCUAUGAAUACAAGCACCCCUGGCUGCGCGGGCUCAAAAUGGCCCAAUUGACCGAGAUCGCUCAAGCAACCGGCAUCCGGUCUGCUGGUCCGAAGGACCCUCUCUCCGAGCGACUAGAUCAGGAAUUGCAAACGUGGGAGCAUGCAUCCGCCGGAGUCGCGGAGCAUGGUCGCAGCGGCCUGCCUCGGGGUCCCCAGCUCACUUCCACGGACUUUGCCCGAGGGAUGAGCAUCCUCAGCAUCGAUAUGGGAAUCAAGAACCUGGCCUAUACGCACCUGAUCGUGCCGGGGAAGGACCGCCAGCGCGAAGGCACAAAUCCGCUUCCCAUCCUGAAUGCCUGGCGCCGGAUCGAUGUGUCGCGGCUCCCAGAUGAGUCCCAGCUCUCGUCGGCGGACGCCCUGAGCACGCCCACCUUCCUCGACCACAUCUUCUCGCCCCUCACCAGCACCGUCGCUGCGGAAGAUGAGGAAAUCGACAGCCCAAUCCUCAUCCAAGAUGACGAAUUCUGGCCCCUCGCCCUCGCGCCCCGCGCGUACACCCUUGUCUCGGCGCUCCUCGAGGCCUACAAGCCCACGCAUGUGCUGCUCGAGCGUCAGCGCUUCCGCACCAACCGCGCCACCUCCGUCUUCGAGUGGACGCUCCGCGUCGGGGUCUUCGAGGGCAUGCUCUACUCGACUUUUUUGGCCCUCGCCAGGGAACGGGGCGGGUCGCCUCCGCUGGUGGUGCCGAUUGAACCGCCGCGGGUGGCGAGGUAUUUGGCGCAGAAAACCCAGUCGAGUAAGGUGGAGAAGAAAUCGAAGGACGGCAAAGUGAAGAAACUCAACACUCGAGAAACAAAGAAGAUGAAGAUCGACCUGGUGGGCUCAUGGCUGGCCUCCUCCACACGGCCUUCUUCUCACCAUUCGCCUAAGCUCGAGAUCGGGCGCGACGAGCUCCUGCACCGCUGGAUCGACGUGUAUCUCAGCAAAUGGUCCGGUUCCGGCAAGGGUUCUCGGCGCCGAGGUGGGUCUAAGAAAGACACGGGCAAGGGACAAGAUGCGGUAUGGCACGGGGUGCCGAAAUUGGAUGAUCUAGCGGAUUGUCUGGUCCAGGGGGUCACCUGGCUGGAUUGGAUGAGGAUGAGGGAUCGCCUGGCGCGCGAGGGUUCUAGCGUGGUGGCGCCCAACAAAACGUCGAAGAAGAGCGGAUGA